Molecule: messenger RNA, 696 nt
Organism: Protopolystoma xenopodis
Lineage: Eukaryota; Metazoa; Platyhelminthes; Monogenea; Polystomatidea; Polystomatidae
Source: the annotation of a GenBank genome assembly
CUUGCGAGUCAAGUCAACUCACCGAAUCUUCCAGUAAAGCCAAUCGACAGCUGGUCAAGAGGAAUUCGCUGUCGUCUUCUGGUGGAACCGACCAAAUCUUCCAGUAAAGCCAAUCGACAGCUGGUCAAGAGGAAUUCGCCGUCGUCUUCUGGUGGAACCGACCUCCGAAUCUCUUCACCCAACACUUCCACUCGAAAUGGAACUGGUCAAGAGGAAUUCGCCGUCGUCUUCUGGUGGAACCGACCUUCGAAUCCUCGCGUCAGCAUGAAUCUUCCAGUAAAACCAAUCGACAGCUGGUCAAGAGGAAUCCGCCGUCGUCUUCUGGUGGAACCGACCUUCGAAUCUCCUCAACCUAAUCGACAGCUGGUCAAGAGGAAUUCGCCGUCGUCUUCUGGUGGAACCGACCUUCGAAUCUCUUCACCCAACAGCUGGUCAAGAGGAAUUCGCCGUCGUCUUCUGGUGGAACCGACCUUCGAAUCUCUUCACCCAACACUUUCACUCGAAAUGGAAGUAAUCCCAACAAUUAUGAAACAGGAGAUUCCUCGAAACCCAACUUUUCUUCAUGGCUUAACUCAAAAUGGUAGUAAUCCCAUUAAUUAUGAAACAAGAGAUUCCUCGAAACCUAACUUUCCUUCGUACAUACUUACUAAGCCAAGUAAAAAGGUGGCUGGCUACGAUCGUGAUCACUUUAUAUAA